UUCCAGGUAGUAGAUCAAGAUGCAUUUGUUAGCCCAGUCAUGUCAGGUAGAGUCUCUGGUCUUGUUGCUCUUGUUACUGGAGCUGCCAGUGGCAUUGGACUAGCUACCAGUCGUCAUCUUCUUAAAUCAGGAGCAAAGGUUGGUGCUAUUGAUAUAUCUACUAAUCUCAAAUCAACUUGUGAUGCUUUGGGAAAAGAAUUUGGUUCAAGUAACAUAGCCUACCUUCCUUGUGAUGUAUCUGAUGAUGAUGCAUUGAAAAGUGCUUUUAAGGAAACAAAGGAACAGUUUGGUUCACUAGAUAUUGUUGUUAACAAUGCUGGAAUAUUUGAUGAGGACAAUUGGGGGAAAUUGCUUAAAGUUAAUCUGCAAUCUGUCAUUAGUGGGACUUACAAUGCAAUGGAGUUAAUGUCACCUGAUAAAGGAGGAGUGAUAGUUAAUACUGCAUCUGUAUCAGGUUUGAGUCCUCUGCCUUUUUGUCCUGCUUAUUCGGCAUCAAAAAGUGGAAUCAUUGCAUUCACUAAAGCAAUGAAGAAUAAUUUAGAGCUCAGGGGUAUUAAAAUUAGAAUAAACUCCAUUUGUCCCGCUGGUGUUGAAACUGCAAUGGUCAUGAAUGCAGGAAAAGUGAUUAUGUCAAUGCCUCAGCCAAUUAUAGCUGCGGCUACAGCAUCAGCUGGUGAAUUAAUGAAGCCUGAGUUCAUAGCUGAAGGUAUAAUGGAGCUAAUUACUGAUGCUAGUAGAAAUGGUGCAAUUCUCAUGAUAGAGCCAGACAAAGGAUUCACAUAUGUGGAAUAAUGAGAACACUGAUUUGCAAUUACUAUUUCUAUUAUGUAGCUAGUAUUAAAGCUUAUUUCAUGAUCUAUAGUAUAGUCUUGCUUAAUGAAAAUUUGAUCUAAA
This is a messenger RNA of Amphimedon queenslandica, 894 nucleotides long. Its product is annotated as 15-hydroxyprostaglandin dehydrogenase [NAD(+)]-like. The record is from RefSeq and is a predicted model, not a curated record. Gene Ontology annotation, cellular component: cytoplasm. The coding region runs from base 40 to 792 and encodes 250 amino acids. NCBI's taxonomy places the organism in Eukaryota, Metazoa, Porifera, Demospongiae, Haplosclerida, Niphatidae. Gene Ontology annotation, molecular function: oxidoreductase activity, acting on the CH-OH group of donors, NAD or NADP as acceptor. The transcript has 7 exons.